Molecule: messenger RNA, 3672 nt
Organism: Striga hermonthica
Lineage: Eukaryota; Viridiplantae; Streptophyta; Magnoliopsida; Lamiales; Orobanchaceae
Source: the annotation of a GenBank genome assembly
AUGGCCGGCGAGGAGUCCGGGAUGGAGGAGGAGGAGGAGGAAUGGCUGGCCGUGACUUCGGUCUCCGGAGCUAGGCUGUCUGAUGCGCCUGUGCUUUUCUUCGUAACCACUCACAAAGCUUUCCGGGAGGAGCUCGCGUCUGUCCGCCGGGCGGCGGAGGAGGCCGUUGGGAGCGGGGACGCGUGCCGGGAGUUAGUGGCUGAGCUCGGUCGGAGGUUGGAGUUCCUGAAGCUUGUUUAUAGUUAUCACUCCGCAGCCGAGGAUGAGGUAGUCUUUCUAGCAUUAGAUGCAGUAGUAAAGAACGUGGUGUCGACGUAUGCUUUGGAACACAAGUCUAUUGAUGAUACAUUCAGCUCCAUCUUCCAUCGAUUGGAUCUUUUAAUGAAUGAAGAUGAUGAUACUCCUCAAAUGUUUCGAGACCUUCUUUUUUCUAUUGGCACCCUCCAGACAAUGAUUUGUCAGCAUAUGCAUAAAGAAGAGGAACAGGUUUUUCCUUCACUUACAGAGCAUUUUACUUCCGAAGACCAAUCUAAGCUUGUCUGGCAGUACAUGUGCAGUGUUCCUAUGAUACUGCUAGAGGAGUUUAUUUCAUGGAUGACUCUUUUUCUUACAUCAGAAGAAAAACAAGAUGUUCUAGAUUGCAUAGAACUUAUCAUACCUAAAGAAACAAAACUUCAAGAGGUAGUUGCUUCCUGGAUUCAACAUGAGGGGAGAGCUUCUCAGAUCAUUAAUAGAUAUGGAAAAGGGUACCAACUGUUAAAUGGACUGUCUGGUUUCAAGGAUAUCGAUGAAUUUUAUCCACCUCCGUUUGGCUGUGAACGGAAUGAACAACUCAAGAGUGCAUGUUCCUCGGAAUCAAGUGGUUUUGAGGGCCCCGUCAAGGGCAUCUAUAUUUGGCAUGCUACUCUCACUAGCGGUUUCAAUCAAAUUAUCGAGGAAUUAUAUCAAAUAAGAAGUUCAAACUGCCUGUCAAGCUUAUCAUCAGUCAUUUUUCAGAUAAAAUUUAUUAUCGAUGUUCUGAUCUUCUACAGCAACUCUUUGGACAAAUUUGUCCACCAAUUACUAAGGCUUCUUCCCAAGAACACCCCAUCCUUUUGCGCUCCACUCAUUGAUGAAUACCAGAUCAAAGGUCUUCAAUGGUUGCUGUUUCGUGAACAUCAAGGUUCAGAGCAACGAAGAAGCUUCAUAGAGCUGCUUUGUCAGGAGCUGGAAUCUCUCAUGAAGGGGCUUGCCAAGGACCUGAUUUUUCUUGACACGGAGGUUUUUCCAUCCAUUAAUGAGAGCUGUGCAUAUGAAAUGCAGCUAUGGUUAAUAUACACAACCCUUCACACGAUGCCUUUUGGAUUGCUAAAGUGCACUAUCACUUGGUUCUCAGCUCACUUAAGUGAUACCCAGUCCAAUGUAAUCCUAAAAUGCUUGAAACUGGGAUGUCCUUCGGUAAAUGAGUCUUUUACCUCUCUACUACAUGAAUGGGUUCAUAUAGGCUGUUCAGAAAAAAUAUCCAGUGAAAAAUUCAGACAAAAUUUGGAAGAGACAUUUAAUGGUAGAAGCUUUUACUUGACCAAGCAAAAUGAGCUCGAAAUAAACUCAGCAAUAACGAUGAAGAAAAGUGUGGAUAUGCCCUCAUCUUCUGAUUCUGUAAAUACUAAUGAACAUGAUAUCUUUUGUCCUAGUGGCAUGAACCUUCACAAAUUCUCCCAAAUGUUUAAACGGCCACCACCCAUGCAUCAGAAUCUUGUAACUUUUCAGACUCUUGAGUCCAGACCAAUGAACCUGGUCUUCUAUAUACAUAGAGCUCUCAUUAAAGAUAUGGAGUAUCUCAUCAGCUUAUCUGCCAAGCUCGCGACAAAUUUUGGAGAUCUUGCCGAGUUUAAGAACCGGUUCGGAGUUCUCAAUAAAUUCUAUCAACUUCACAGCAACUCGGAAGAUGAAUUUGCAUUUCCCGCUCUGGAAUCAAAGGGAGAACUUAAAAACAUAAGCCGUUCCUACUGCAUCGACCAUAAGUUGGACUCUAUACAUUUCAGGAGAACUUCCUUGAUCCUGAAUCAAUUAUCUGAACUGCCUGAUAAUGAGGCGGGUAGUGAAACUAGUGGAAAGAAGUAUCAGUUGUGUUUAAAGCUCCAUGAAACAUGCUUGUCCAUGCAUAAAGUGCUAUCCGACCAUAUCCACCAUGAAGAAGUUGAAAUUUUUCCAUUGUUCAGAGGAUGCUUCUCGACUGAGGAAGAAGAAAAAGUUGUGGGCCACAUGCUAGGGAUGAUGAAAGCAGAAAUUCUGCAAGAAAAGAUCCCCUGGUUAAUGGCACAUCUGAACUUUGAAGAUCAGAAUACCAUGAUUUCCUUAUGGCUGAAUGUUGCGCGAUAUACAAAGUUUAAUGAAUGGCUACAUGAGUGGUGGGACGGUAUGACGAGAUAUAAUAACAUAUCUGAAGCGGAAAAGAGAUCAGGGCCGUCUCCUUUAUUGGCUGCUGACCCUUUGGAAGUUGUUUUGAGGUAUCUAUCAAUGGAUGACAUUCAAAGUCUAGAAGGUGGUCAUGAUAAUAGGACACGAAAGGAAUUUGCCUCUGUCGAUGGUAGGCUUUCUGGCGCUUGCAAUACUGAUGAGUCAAAGUUUGUCAAUGGAGGUCAUGUAUGCCAACCUGAAGGUAUAAGUCAAAAUCAGGGUGAGGUUGAUGAGAAGAGAUCUAAGGAAGCAAGUGAGAGCUGCCAACAAUGUCAGAAGUUGGGCCACAAAGGGCACCCUCUCGGUAUGGAUCAGGAGGAUCUUGAAACUAUGAUAAGAAGAGUAUCUUGUGACUCUAGUUUAGAUCUCCAGAAGAAAUCGUAUAUAAUCCAGAAUUUGCUAAUGAGUCGUUGGCUUAUAAAGCAAAAGAUGUCUCAUGAGGAGGAUUCUGUGGCAAUUCACGAGGGAGAAAUUCCAGGUCAAAGUCCAUCUUAUCGAGAUUCUCUCAAGUUACCUUUUGGCUGCGUACAUUAUAAGAGGAAUUGUAAGCUUUUUGCUCCAUGCUGCAAUAAGCUUUACACAUGCAUACGUUGUCAUGAUGACCUGGCUGAUCAUUCCGUGGACCGCAAAACUAUAACACAAAUGAUGUGCAUGAAAUGCUUGGUAAUUCAGCCAAUAGGGCCGACAUGUAUUUCCAAAUCUUGCACUGGUUUCUCCAUGGGGAGAUACUAUUGCAGGAUCUGCAAAUUGUUCGAUGAUGAACGGCAAAUAUAUCAUUGCCCUUACUGCAAUCUGUGCCGAGUUGGGAAAGGUCUGGGCAUUGAUUACUUCCACUGCAUGAAGUGCAAUGCAUGUAUGUCAAGGGCUCUACUUGUGCAUGUAUGUAGAGAGAAAUGCCUUGAGGAUAACUGCCCGAUUUGCCAUGAGUACAUCUUCACGUCGAACUCUCCUGUGAAGGCACUACCAUGUGGGCAUUUAAUGCAUUCAUCUUGUUUUAAGGACUACACUUUUUCACACUACAUUUGCCCAAUCUGUAGCAAGUCACUAGGGGACAUGCAGGUGUACUUCGGAAUGUUAGAUGCUUUGUUAGCUGAAGAGAAAACUCCAGCGGAGCACGCUGGCCAGACUCAGAUUAUAUUGUGCAAUGACUGCGAGAAAAGAGGAACUGCCUCUUUUCACUGGCUUUACCACAAGUGCUCGUAUUGCGGUUCGUACAACACAAGGCUGUUGUGA